UUAGAAUGAGUUCCGGACAUUUGCUUCAGGCUAAUUCAAGUCAUUCUGCUGUAAGAAAAUAAAAGGUCUUCUCUUCAGACAUUGAGAGCGGUAGCGGCUAGACGGAUAGAUCAUUUGGAGACAAAGCUGACCUUGCUGAAAAAGGGUUACAUAAAGUAGAUUUUCAGGUGUAGGUUCUAAGUCAUGCUGCUGCUCUGCCUUGCUGUCCUAUGCCUCGGUGCUAGCUCUCCCUGUGCUGCUGCACCUCACCAAGGCUCCAACAACCCCACCAGAAACAAGCUGCUGCUCAUCUCCUUCGACGGCUUCCGCUGGGACUAUGACCGCGAUGUUGAAACCCCUAACUUGGAUAAGAUGGCACUGGAUGGGGUGAAGGCAGUUUAUGCUACUCCACCCUUUGUGACCAUUACCAGCUCUUCUCACUUCACAAUGCUGACAGGGCGUUACGUUGAGAACCACGGAGUAAUCCACAACAUCUGGUUCAACACUUCCACUCAGCAGAAGAAGCAGUACUACGAGGCUCAGUUUGUUGAUUGCUACUGGGACAACGGCAGCUUACCCAUCUGGAUAACAGCACAGAGACAGGGUUUAAAAGCAGGUUCUCUGCAUUUCCCUGGAACAGCAGCUACCUACAGAGGGGAGAAUGUCGGGGUUAGACAAGUGGAAUCUGGUUUCUAUGAUCAUUCAAAUGAGACCGAUUGGAGGCUGAACAUUGACAAGGUGAUUGGAGAAUGGUUCCACCAACAGGAUCUGGACUUUGUUUCCUUGUACUUCGGAGAACCAGAUUUGGUUGGGCAUGAAUUUGGACCAGAUUCCCCAGAACGCCGUGAGAUGGUCAAGCAAGUAGACCGUACCGUGGGCUACAUCCGGGAUAAGAUCCGAGAGCAUGGCCUUACUGACCAGCUCAACAUUAUCAUCACUGCAGACCACGGGAUGACUACUAUUCUACGGGAUGGACAAGUUAAUAAGAUUAUCCUCUCUAAAAUCCCUGGCUUUAGUUUCAAGGAUAUCAAGUUCCAACUGUUGGACUAUGGUCCUCUUGGGAUGUUGCUUCCCAAAGAGGGGAUGCUGGAGAAGGUCUACAGUGCUCUGAAAGGAAGCCACCCUCACCUUCAUGUGUACAAAAAGGAGGAGAUGCCAGCUAGAAUGCACUACGGUAACCAUCCUCGACUCCUGCCCAUCAUUCUCAUCGCUGACCCUGGAUAUGUUGUCAAUGGGUUUCUACCUCUGCACUUCAUCAAAGGAGACCACGGCUUUGAUAAUGAAGCCAUGGAAAUGAAAGCGUUCUUCAGAGUGGUGGGACCUGACUUUGAGAAAAACAGGGUGGUAGAUCCCAUUGAGCUCGUUGACGUGUACGCUCUGAUGUGCCAUCUACUGGGAAUAAACCCGGAGAUCAAUGAUGGACACCUGGAUAAUACCAAACACAUGCUGGUUAAUAGGAAUAACACAGGAGGAGACAACAACAAUUCAGAGAAGAAUAACCAAAUGGAUGUCCUGAUUGGCUUCUCAGCAGUGAUUGGAAUUCUUGUGCUUGUGUUUAUCAUAACUUUAUCCUGCAACAUGUGUAAAAGGAACAGAGGAUAAAGAUGGUUCUUAUGUUUCUUACAUUUCCAAAACACAAACAAAAAGAAAAUAAAGUCUUAAAAAAAUGUUUUAGCUUUUUGUUUUUAUACAAGAUUCCGCUUACAAAUGGAGAUAGAAAUGUUCUUUAUUUAUCAGUAAAUAUUGGUAGGCUACUUGAGUAGGCCUAUAUUGUGAUGCCAAUGCUUUCAUAUUUCUACUUAAGUAAGAUCUUGAAUGUAAAACUUUGACUUAUAACGGAGUAGUAGUAACAAUUAAGUACUGCUACUUUUACGUAGAGUAAGUAAAAACUACGAGCACUUUUACA
This is a messenger RNA of Eleginops maclovinus (Patagonian blennie), 1885 nucleotides long. RefSeq names its product ectonucleotide pyrophosphatase/phosphodiesterase family member 7-like. NCBI's taxonomy places the organism in Eukaryota, Metazoa, Chordata, Actinopteri, Perciformes, Eleginopidae. The coding region runs from base 184 to 1581 and encodes 465 amino acids. The record is from RefSeq and is a predicted model, not a curated record. The transcript has 5 exons.